AUGGCUAUUUCAGGGUACGUUUACUCAAGAAAUCCGGAGGUAGGCCCUGGCAAGGUGGCUGUAGGUGAUGGCACUCUCCUGUACAGACCACAAACAUACGAUGGGGAAGCAGAUGUACAGAAUUUCUUUCAGAUCCUAGACAAACAUUCUCUUCAGCCCAUGAAAACCAUACCAAAACCAGAAGAAUACGUGGAGACAGGGCCAUGUACUACUGUUGCCUUCUGUAGCGAUGGUUCCAGAUUUUAUUGGAUUUGGUGCCCGGCCUUGUUAUCAGACAAAAAUGCAAAAGGAAUACCAGUCUAUUGUGAAACAUUUCAGUUUCAGAAAGAGGAUUCAGCUGUUGUAGUUUUGAAAUCAAGGAUAAGUCUUACCAAGAAAGAUGAAGCCGGGGCAAAGGCUCUCAAUGACUCCCUCAUGUCAAGGCUGCGCCCCAUGUACAGAGGCUCUGCAAGUGCCCUUGCAGCUCUGGCAGGAGCAGAAAAUGGGGUGGCCAAAAAGGAAGAUCCUGUACAACAAGCAGGCAGUACAAGCUGUGGGAUAUUGCUGAAAGUAUUGGUUAAGACGCCAUUGUUUAUAGAGGGUAGCCAUGUGGUCAUGUUGUCGUCACUGCCAGGAGGCACUGCCAGUAAUGCUGCAAGAUCCCUGUUUGGCAGUAGUGGAGGACUCUCAUCUCUUAGAUCCCUUGCAACAAACCAGUGUUUCACUUUAACAGAUGGACAGUUUGUGCAGAGACCAGAUUUAAUGGAUGCUCCGAGUUGUGCCAUAGCAAGAGGGGCUCCAAUAGCUUCCUUAGGAGUAUGUUUUGAUGUAUUGAACAAUGUGAUAUGGACAUGCAGCAAUGACUGGAUGGAUCAAUUUUAUAACCCAGGACACCAAGCGCCACAUCAUAUAAAAACCAAACUGUGUAUACAGCACAAUAUGGCUGCAAAGCAAACAGGUGACAACACUGUGAAAAUGAGUGGAGUGAUCAGACAGUUGUUGCAGCAUGUCGGCAGUAUGUGUCUACACCAGAUACACAGUGACUUGUUAUAUACACCAUUUGGGAGCUAUACUGUACAACAAUACCCUGUGGACUACACCAACCUAGAAAGAAUCUGUGAUAUACUGAACAAUUCUAUAUCAUCUGGACACACCCAAACCAUUAUUUGUGCUCUGAUAGUUUUGCAGCUGAUUUUCAAGAUGAGUGUAUUCAAGCCAGAGAAGCCUGCUGAGGAUUCAUUGGUGCAGAAAACAAGGUCACUUGUGUGGAAACUUGUUGUCUCGGAGGGCAAGGAGAAGAUGACGACGCAUGUUGAGAGCAUACAGAGGGAAGCAUGUAUGGUGGUGGCCAGCGGAAUUAUGGUCCUGUAUUCAACUACAGAGAAACGUGUAGAACUGAUGAGACACCUGUUAGAUGGAGGUGAUCAUCCAGGCCUGAUUUGUUUGAGGGACAAACUACUGGUUGAUUAUACAGAUCAGUUGAAGGGACAGAUCACAAAACUGGACCAGUUCUACAAGAUAAGUUUAUCAGAUGAUGUUACAUCUCUGUUGUUGAAGAUGACGGUGAAAGAGUCCUGCAGUCUUCUUCACAAAGCUGUCAAACUUAACCAGGAAGAGUUUGAGUGUAUGCUCGCAGAAAUCCCUGUGUCAAGUCCAUGUCUUAGAUACCUCAUGGCGCUUCAGUCUUUCCUACUGAGAGAAACAGUUUUAUUGCCGACAGACGAAAAUGAAAAUACUGAUAGCGACAAACUACAGACUCUACAGACAAUGGUACAGAAUUUUGCUGAGAAAGUUUUCACUGGUGCUUGUCAGGUCCUGGAAAUGCUGCUCAACUGCUGUAACCAAGUGAUUCAGAAAAAUACAGAUGACCUUGAAAACCGCCUCCAAGGACUAGAAAAGGUUGCUAAGGCAACCAUUUUAGGUCACAUGUUGCCUUCUCUGAUGACGGCCUUGACCCACAAAAACCUCCAGUGUCUCAACUUAGCAGAUAGCUUAAUGCCUCAGCUAGUACAGCUGGUUGUCUUGUCUAGUCAGACUGCCUUGUUGUUGAAGAGCCAGGUACAAGUCAUAUUACAGGAAGUGGAACCAGACCCAGACUCAGACGUCAUUGAUAUUAUUGGUCAGACAGUAGAAAAAGUGGAUCUGAAAGAGCAUGAGGAGCAGGGAUUUCUUGCGGGGCUGAAGAUUCCUGCACCCUGGGCAUCUGGUAAAGCCGUAGAAAGUAUCCACCCAGUUAGAGAUAAUUACAAGUUUAAGGAGACAGUACAUAUACCUGGAGCAAGAUGUUUGUACCUUAGAUUUGACACCAGAUGUGCUUCACAGUAUGAUUACGAUAAGAUGAUACUUUAUGCUGGUCCUAAUACAACAUCAAAGAAAAUAGCCGAGUACGGAGGUAACACAUACGGUUUUGGAAGUAGAAGUGUCUUAGGAUCUGGCUGGCCCAAGGAUCUUGUGAGGGUUGAAGGUGAUACAGUGACUCUGUCAUUUGAGAUGAGAAGUGGUCGGGAACACAACACACCUGACAAAGCAAUGUGGGGAUUUCUUGUCACUGUCAGAGCACAGGAAACACCUGAGGAAGUGUCCAAUGGCCUGCCAUUUUUGGCAGAUCUAGGCCUAGGCUUGUCAGUACUAGCAUGCACAAUGCUACAUCUGUUGUAUCAAGGACCAGAGAAAACAAAAGAGGAGGAGUCAUGCCAACAUCUUCUUAAAUCAAAAUUGUUACAGAGGUGUGUUUGGCAGUCAGAGUCAUUCACCCCGAGUCCAGCAUCCCCUAAACUACCGCCCAAAUCUCAGCAGUCAGUAGACCCGAGCGUGUCACCAAGGAGCCCAAAAAUACCAAGGAUAAAACUCCCAGCGGAGAUCAUGAAGAAUUUGUUGAGUUUGUCUCCGAGACAUCCACCGCACCUCAGACCUAGCAUGAAGGAAGCAAUUAAACCAGAUGUGAUUCUUGAAAGAGUUGUGUCAGCAAUUGUGAAACAUCUAGGGUUGGAGGAUACAGUGAGGUUCUUCACCCCGUCAAAGGAAAGUCAGACUGAUGAGUUUGUUCUCUUGACUUCAGUAAUGGAGGAAAUUUGCAGACGGACAGAUGCUCUUGUACGACAGUUGCAGGCACUGGCAGAUUUAGAGCAGAGAUGGCAUAGAGAGGUGUUAGAUAGGAGAGAAGAUAAGGCAAUAGACACUCCACCUUUCUUCCAUGAUUUCCAUCUACAAGAGACAAAACUGAAGGAACUAUCCAUGCUGUGCUUUAUGAAGGAUGUCACCUUGGAUACACUGAAGCUAGAAGAAACAGCCAAAGAAUUAAAAGAAAAGUUUGAUAAUGAAAUCAUGUCCAAUGACUUUGAAAAGACUGAUUCACUUGACAGAACAAGACAUUUAGCAGAUGGCAUAUUGGCCCGGCUAGAUCUGUUACUGCAUGUGAACAUAUCACCUGCUGAUACUGGCAGUCUGACCAGAACUGUAUCUCAGUUUAUUGAAGCAAUUAAGACAGGCUCGAAUGUGAUGGUGCGAUCUGACACAGAUGUUUUACACUCGACUAUAAUGAGAAGUAUCUCAGCGCCAUCUGGUGUUGACUCCUUCCAGGAUGAUACAGCUCUUGAUUUUCUGAAAAUGCACAAGAGAAGACCCAAACACAAGCAGGGUCCAAUGUCCAUCUUACAAGACCUGAUAGAAGACCAUGAUGAAAAGGGUCAGUCCCCACACGUGGUACUGAUUGGACAGCUCUUCUCUUUCAUUGGAAGCAACCCUGAAAAGGCUAUUUCAUCUGAGGCAUUUUUGAAGACAGCACAACUCAGAUUUUGGAGAGGAAACACAAGGAAACAAGCCCUGAUUCACAUGAAGGAACUACUUUCGGCAGCCUCCAGGGUGGGUGGAGCUACACAUCUCGUUGCAGCAGUCACAUCAGUGCUGAGACAUGGCCCCAGGGUAGAAGAGUUGACAUGUGGAGGUAUGGUAAACCAAGUGCGGGAAGCAUUUGCAGAAACCAUGACAUCGGUUGUUCAGGUUGCGGCGAGAUAUCCCAUAGCUUGCUGUAAUAGCAUUGGUCUGCUGUGUAUUGUACCUUAUACUAGAGCUGAAGAAAAAUGUUUGGUAAGAUCUGGGCUGGUACACCUACUGGAUAAAUUAUGCAGUCUAGCGAGCUACAGAGCUGACAGUAGAGAGAGCCAGUCUACAAGACAGAAAGUAUCAGCCAUGGCUUGGGCAGGAUUUCAAGUUCUUGCUAACCGAUGUGUCAUGUGGGAAACUGAAGAAGGUUCACAGUAUGAGGAAUUAGAGCAUUCAGGUCUUGCUCGUCAAGUGUCUGUUCUACUCACCAACCAUCUAGCACGUGCUACAGAGUCUAGCGGAAAUGAGGCAGCGGGCACAGAGGCCCUGCAAGAGGUCCUUAGUUUGCUGAACAACCUGUCAAGAAGUCACAUGGGAAAGGCAAUUCUCAGCCAGCCAGCAUGUGUCUCCAAGCUGCUCUCACUACUGUUAGAUCAAAGACCAUCUCCGAAGCUAGUAUUGAUCAUUCUACAGCUGUGUCGAGUGGCGUUGCCACUAAUGGAUGCAGUAGACUGUGAACAGGUGGAGUUACCAAACUGGGGACACAGUCUAGUAUCUAGUCACUGGAGUACUACAAAACCUAUAUCCGACCCACCUGCCAAAAUUGUCUCCCUUCUUCUUGCCAGACUUGGUGACUUUUUGGUGCCUGGGGAUGUAGCAACUGUAGCAAGUAGGCAGCAGUCCAUUGAUUCUGACCUGAAUAAAGACAAAGACAGUGCCGAGGACGCUGUCAUACAGAAUGGUCGUCUGUCCGUCUUCGUACAUAAACGAGAAGACCAGUUCUCACAUGAAAUUAUACAGCCGUUACUCAGCUCAGAAAGCAGACCAUUUAAGUUGGGUGCUGGAGCAAAUGUGGAUAAAGUUGUUAGAUUGGACAGGGAAAUGACUAAGAGUAACAAAGCAGAAGUUGUAACAGAAGAUGCUCUGUCAGCACUGAGAAAGGCAGCAAAAUGGGCCCAGAUGGGGCUUGUAGUGUCUACGGGAGCCCCUGUUGAUUCUCCACCUGCUGAAGUUACCUCUGGAGACAAGAAGAAAACAGAGAAAGAAGUCAUAUGCCGGGAUAAAAAUGCCGAACUUGCAAGAACUGACCCAGUUCGACCUUUCAUCAGUGGUCAUGUGGCAAACAGCAUGGCAGCAGAAGUUAUAGAACUGUUGCACAGUCUACUGAACAGUGCAAACCAUCAUUCUGCAUCUGAAAAAUCCUGGGCAGAUGCUGUACAAAGAGUGUUAACCAAUGCACUGACUGGUUUACCAGUUUUGUUGAACUCUAUAGACAGUCUAAGUUCUCCUCGAUGCCACAGUCACCAGCUUAUGUCAAUGGCAAGACAAGUUAACGCCUCAUUGUGUGCUCUAGGGGGUUUCCAGGAGAUGAUUAAACCAGGCUGCCAAGUAGAGGCUGAUAACGAGACAUCCUACUUGGAAGUCUUUCAAGUGAGACUGGGUUACCGUAUGUUUUAG
Messenger RNA from Mercenaria mercenaria, 5478 nucleotides. Its product is annotated as probable E3 ubiquitin-protein ligase HECTD4. Lineage: Eukaryota; Metazoa; Mollusca; Bivalvia; Venerida; Veneridae. The record is from RefSeq and is a predicted model, not a curated record. The transcript has 38 exons. Bases 1 to 5478 code for a protein of 1825 amino acids.